AUGGCUGAGUACAGCAGCACAUUUGCUAUGGCCGCGGCGCGUAAGGCACAAGCUACCAGUAACAUGUUCGCACAUAUUGAAAAGGUUGUUUUAUGGAUCUUUGGGACGGAAAAGUGCGACUUAAAUAUGGGCAUAUCGUGGCUAGGAAAGCGCGAGCUCUGGGUCGUUUGUCUCGACAAGGUGAUACGAAUUUGCUGA
Molecule: messenger RNA, 198 nt
Organism: Plasmopara halstedii
Lineage: Eukaryota; Oomycota; Peronosporomycetes; Peronosporales; Peronosporaceae
Exons: 2
Coding region: 1-198 (65 amino acids)
Source: RefSeq, a predicted model, not a curated record